Molecule: messenger RNA, 792 nt
Organism: Enterobius vermicularis (human pinworm)
Lineage: Eukaryota; Metazoa; Nematoda; Chromadorea; Rhabditida; Oxyuridae
Source: the annotation of a GenBank genome assembly
CCGUCAAAACGUAUCAUCAAAAAGAGGGUUGCGCCGCUUCCGUCGGCGGUAAAGAAGCAGGAACCGAAAAAGGAACAAAAUCCCCUAUUUGAACGGAGACCUCGGAAUUUCGGAAUUGGCCAGGACAUUCAACCAAAGAGAGAUUUAACUAGAUUUGUGAAAUGGCCUCGGUACAUUCGUCUGCAGCGGCAAAGAGCUGUAUUGAUGAAGCGGUUAAAGAUCCCACCUUCGAUAAACCAAUUCCAUCAAACGCUGGACGCUCAGACAAGAGCUCAGCUGUUACGGUUGCUUGAGAAAUACCGCCCUGAAACGAAACAGCAAAAACACAAUCGUCUAAAGAAAAGGGCUGAAGCCCGAGCUGCUGGAAAACAGGAGGAGGUAACCAAACGGCCGCCAGUAGUACGUUCUGGUGUCAAUACUGUUACCAGAUUAGUUGAACAGAAAAAAGCACAACUAGUUGUGAUCGCUCAUGAUGUGGAUCCGCUGGAAAUCGUGUUGUUCUUACCCGCGUUAUGUCGCAAGUUCAAGGUGCCGUAUUGUAUUUUGAAGGGAAAGGCUAGGUUAGGGCAGGUGGUGCACCGUAAAACUACAUCCUGUCUAGCCGUUGUCGAUACCAACCCAGAAGAUAAGGUUGUGUUGAACAAACUCAAGGAAACUAUGGUAACAAACUUCAAUGAUCGGGGAGAGGAGCUGAGGAAAAACUGGGGUGGUGGAAUUAUGUCGAAACGCUCGCAAGCCAAACAGGAGCGGAUCGCAAAAGCUCGAGCAAAGGAGUUGGCUCAAAAGAUGUAA